AUGGGCCUGGUAAUACAUCACCUCCAGCGUUCGCAGUCUGAACGGAUAGUCUGGCUCUGCGAGGAACUUGGAAUCGACUAUGAGCUAAAGAUCUAUCAACGGGAGUGUGGUAGCCUGGGAGCGCCAUCAAACUUGAAAGCAAUUCACCCCACUGGCACAACACCCGUGAUUCAUGACGGUGAGAUUACUAUCUCGGAGAGUGGUGCCAUAAUGGAUUACAUCCUGGGCAGAUACGGAAAUGGUGCGCUCACAGCUCCGAGUAAUGCCUCGAACUUCUCCGAUUAUGUCUUCUGGUAUCACUGGGGUAUUGCGACAUUUCAGAGCACUACGAUGACUCUCAUCUACGUCCGCAAGGCUGGUGUUGAGGAAACUCAUCCUGUUCUGCAAGCACUGAACCAAAAGAUAACGGACGCACUAGAGAUGAUGGACCGACGCCUGAUACAGUGUCCGUGGCUUGCAGGUGACGAAUUUACAGCCGCAGACGUUUACGCUGUAUUUAUCGUCACGACCAUGCGGCUGUUCACUCCGUUCCCACUAUCAGGCUAUAGCGGUAUCAAGAGGUGGUUGAAAAGUAUCGGACAGAGGCCAGCUUAUGAAAGAAUGAUUGAGAAGGCUGAGCAGGGUGAGAACAGAGGUCAAGUUCCAGUGUUCUGCGACGAAGCGCCGCGGCCGAUGAUAAGCUACUGA
Messenger RNA from Alternaria atra, 687 nucleotides. RefSeq lists its product as uncharacterized. Lineage: Eukaryota; Fungi; Ascomycota; Dothideomycetes; Pleosporales; Pleosporaceae. Bases 1 to 687 code for a protein of 228 amino acids. The transcript is spliced from 2 exons. The record is from RefSeq and is a predicted model, not a curated record.